AUGCAAGUUAAAGAAAUGGUGGUUGACCAGUUUCCAAUGUUCCGGCUGGCAACGCUGCUUGCGCGACAGAUGAGCUCACCACUUGCGGCACGGAUCAAGAGAUAUGCCGUGUCUCACCCACGGUUCGGUGCGGCCAUCUGCAUAAAUGUGGCGGAGAUCUUCCACGCGUGCGAGUGGCGCGCCCGGUCGCUGUCGCUGCGCCUGGCGGGCGUGGGGCUGUCGGCGCGCACGCGGCCGCCGCCCCUGCCACGACGCACUGCUGUUGAUCUCGGCGGCGAUUUGCUUGUCUUUUCUGAGGGUAUCUUUCCUUACACAGGUGAAAUAAUCAUAUUUACUCUUGGAUCUUGUAUAGUAAUUUUUGAAGUAAAUAGACAAGGGACCAACAAGAACUUGAAGGAGUUGGACGAGAAGUCGCAGUGGCUGGCGAUAUCCUUGUCGCUUGAGGAGCUGCGCCGCGAGGUGGCCGUGCAGCAGGCGGACAUCUCGCGGCUGCGCGACGCGCUGCUUUCAUACGAGCCACAGUCCCCGGUCCCAGGCGACGAUGGCGGCCACCCCGCACCGAGUCAUAAGCUCGUACAAGAA
Messenger RNA from Brenthis ino (lesser marbled fritillary), 582 nucleotides. The record is from the annotation of a GenBank genome assembly. NCBI's taxonomy places the organism in Eukaryota, Metazoa, Arthropoda, Insecta, Lepidoptera, Nymphalidae.